AUGUACGUGGUGGUCACUGGUGCCUCCUCGGGAAUCGGCAAGGCGUGUGCGUUCGAGCUCGUGCGUCGCGGCUUCAACGUGCUCCUCGUCGCGCGGCGCGCGGCACUGCUCAAGGAGGUGCAGGCGGCGCUCCUUUCGGAGGGUGGCGGCGGAGUGCUUGUGAGUGUGCUGCCACUCGACCUCGCCGACGCCACCCUCGACGCCGGCGAGGCCGUGCUCCGCGCCCUCGCAGAGCGUGGUGCGUACUGCGGGGCUCUGGUGAGCGCAGCGGGAGCCAGUGACCGGCGCGAGUUCGUGGAGUGCAGCCGCGAGGAGCACCGGUGGGCAGCCCGCCUCAACUACACGUCUCACGUCGAGCUCAUACGCACGCUCGCGCCGCCGAUGUGUGCGCGCCGCCAAGGGCGCGUGCUCGUGAUCGGCUCGAUCGUCGGCUCUGCGGGCCAGCCAUUCAACGCAGCUUACAGUGCGAGCAAGGCGGCGCUGUCAAACCUGUGCGACGCGGUGCACUAUGAGCUGGCCCUCAAGGGCGUGGGCGUCACCUGUGCGCUGCCGGGAGCAACCGACACGGGCUUCGCGCAGGCGGGCGGCUCGGAGGACGGCCUCAUAUUCAAACUUCCGACGACGAGCGCCGCACAGGUGGCGGAGCGCGCAGUGCUCGCGAUGCUGCGAGCCGAGCGGCAGGUGGUGAUCGGGCGCGUGUCGACGUUCUUCUACUUGUGCGGCCUGUACUGCCCGGCGCCAGUUUCGCUCGUCGCGGGCGCGCUGUUCUGGAACAGCCCCUCUGGAGCGCUUGCCCACUUCAGGUCGUUCCUGCGCGAUAAAUAA
This is a messenger RNA of Emiliania huxleyi CCMP1516, 825 nucleotides long. RefSeq lists its product as hypothetical. The coding region runs from base 1 to 825 and encodes 274 amino acids. The transcript has a single exon. The record is from RefSeq and is a predicted model, not a curated record. Gene Ontology annotation, cellular component: membrane. NCBI's taxonomy places the organism in Eukaryota, Haptophyta, Isochrysidales, Noelaerhabdaceae. Gene Ontology annotation, molecular function: oxidoreductase activity.